Molecule: messenger RNA, 882 nt
Organism: Laccaria bicolor S238N-H82
Lineage: Eukaryota; Fungi; Basidiomycota; Agaricomycetes; Agaricales; Hydnangiaceae
Exons: 3
Coding region: 1-882 (293 amino acids)
Biological process (GO): regulation of DNA-templated transcription; DNA-templated transcription
Cellular component (GO): nucleus
Molecular function (GO): zinc ion binding; DNA binding; DNA-binding transcription factor activity, RNA polymerase II-specific
Source: RefSeq, a predicted model, not a curated record
AUGAAAUGCGACGGUGCGCGUCCCAUGUGUGGGAAGUGCUUGGAUCGAAACAUACCCGAGGAUUGUGAAUACCUCAGCGCGAACGCGGGCGCAGAAAGUCGUUUUCUCGAGGAAAGAAUCAAUUUAAACCAGGCUAGGAUAGAAGAGCUAGAAAAUCCGCCCCAGCACUCGAACUGUAUCACUCUGACAAAACCAUAUUCAACUUCUCAGCUUCCCUCGCGGACAGCUUCUGCGGCAAGCAUGGAUCCGCCGUUGUAUAUCACGGAGAAGUUGUUGGACACUUUCAUCCGACAUUCGUCCGAUCUCGGAUUUUUUCUUUAUAUGCCACCAUUCCUAGAAUCCAUGUUACUCCCUGUGGGUCAUCCUCAUGGACUACCUAAUGUUCUGAUAUAUGCAACGUGUCUCUGGUGCAUAUACCUUUCGAAGGACGCCGUAACCCAGGACUCUGAAAGACAUGAGGAGAUGUACCUCUCUCGUGCGACCGGGGCAAUCACUGACGUGUCUGACACACCCCAUUCAAUGAUUCACGCUAUUCAGGCUCAAGUACUUAUUGCGACCUAUCUCUUUUCAACUAAUCGGGUUAACGAGGGAAACCAAUUCGUUAUGUAUGCGGUAGCGACCGUGCUUGCUUCAGGCUUACACAAAAUUCGAUCCACGAAUGGUGAUUUGAGGUCCACAUUACCACCACCGCGUAAUUCUACCGAAGAAGGCGAAAGUAUUCUUGCAGCGUGGACGGUGUUCAUAUUGGACAGAUCUUGGGCAGCGAAUCUUGGACAAACCCCACAGAUGACGUUCUCCGCUGAUCAUUUGGAAGACUCGUUGGAUACGCCGUGGCCACUCGACAUCGACUCUUACGUCCAGGUAGAAGUAGUGUCGCCAUGA